This is a messenger RNA of Oryzias melastigma (Indian medaka), 1891 nucleotides long. RefSeq names its product protein-tyrosine sulfotransferase 1-like. Gene Ontology annotation, biological process: peptidyl-tyrosine sulfation. Gene Ontology annotation, cellular component: Golgi apparatus. Lineage: Eukaryota; Metazoa; Chordata; Actinopteri; Beloniformes; Adrianichthyidae. Gene Ontology annotation, molecular function: protein-tyrosine sulfotransferase activity. The record is from RefSeq and is a predicted model, not a curated record.
GAGCAGCCUGGUUUGUGGCAGUGUCCUCGGUACGGUACGACUCAGAGGAACGGUUUCACCCCGCUGCGGCUUCGACCACCAAGCGCUCUCGACAUGCCCGGGAAGUGACCGUCGACGCCGGUGGCAGCGCCCGGACGUGGACCGUGGAUGAGCGGGGAGGCUCCGCGCCGCGCCGACAGUCUUUGGCCUGAUGGAGCUGUGGACUCCUCUCCUGCUGUACACCAGGGAGCUUGAUCGAUGCCUGAUACCUAGCAAACAACCAUAAAGGGUGGGAAACUCAAAUACCCUCAGACUCCUUUUUCCCGAACCCCUCUCCCUGAAUUACCCCUGUGGUGACGCUGUCCUGCCUGUCCUGCCCUCUUUGUGACCUACGGCAUGCUGGGAAAGCUGAAGGAGAACCUGCUGGUGGCCUGCCUGGUCAUCAGUUCGGUCACAGUCUUUUACCUCGGUCGUCAUGCCAUGGAGUGCCACCAUCGCUUCGAAGAGCGCAGCCAACCUGGCGGGGUCCUGCCUUUGUCGGCGCUCGGGGGCAGCAUGCGGACCACCUUACGGACCAGCCAGAAUCUCAGCGCGCCUUUUGUUUACAACAAAGACAUGCCGCUCAUCUUCAUCGGCGGCGUGCCUCGGAGCGGGACCACACUGAUGCGAGCAAUGCUGGACGCUCACCCAGAUGUGCGUUGUGGUGAAGAAACCCGUGUCAUCCCACGCAUCCUGGCUAUGAAGCAAAUGUGGAGCCGAUCAGGCCGGGAGAAAAUGCGUCUGGACGAGGCCGGUGUGACGGAUGAGGUGCUGGAUGCGGUCAUGCAGGCCUUCCUGCUGGAGAUCAUCGUCAAACACGGCGAGCCCGCCAGCGUCCUCUGCAACAAGGACCCUUUUGCUUUAAAGUCUCUGUCUUACCUGGCCAAGAUUUUUCCUCGUGCCAAGUUUUUGCUCAUGAUUCGCGAUGGGUGAGCAUCUGUCCACUCUAUGAUCUCAAGGAAAGUGACCAUUGCAGGCUUUGACCUGAACAGCUACAGGGACUGCCUGACCAAAUGGAAUCGGGCCAUCGAGACCAUGUACACUCAGUGCCUGGAUGCAGCAGACAAAUGCCUCCCUGUGCACUAUGAACAGUUGGUUCUCCAUCCUGAAAAAUGGAUGUGGACAUUGCUAAAAUUCCUUGACAUUCCUUGGAAUGAUGCUGUCCUCCACCACGAGGACCUCAUUGGGAAAGCUGCUGGAGUCUCCCUUUCCAAGGUGGAGAGGUCCACAGACCAGGUCAUCAAGCCCGUCAACGUGGAGGCCUUAUCCAAAUGGGUUGGAAAGAUCCCCGACGUGGUGAGGGACAUGGCCGUCAUCGCCCCCAUGCUCUCCAGGCUGGGUUACGACCCGCACGCCAACCCCCCCAACUACAGCCAGCCCGACCCCAAGGUUCUGGACAACACCAGGAGGAUCCAGAAGUCUGCAGAGAAGUCCAACCCCAAUUAGGACCAGAGGCAGUGCCGGCGCCGCCGUACGGAGGACGGAGCGCAGCAGAGGAUUCUGGGUCUUUGGAGGCUGGAUUGGCCCUCACCCUCCUUCCUGCUCAUCGCCUUUAGGAGAGCUGUCAGCCUUCAAUGUCAUACCUUACAGAGAACACGCCUCUCAGCACCACUGAAUGUCUGCCGAUCAUCACAUUCGUGUCUCAUUGCACCCAUUGAUUCGUAGGAACGACUUUUUAGAGAAAAACGGAUUCUUGUAAGAAACAGCAGAACCUGAGAUCAGCCCAAGUAUUUAUGAAUGAGAACUUAGCCUUUGAAGAGAUGCAAUACCUAUUUUUUUUUCAUGCCUUUUGUAUUGUGCAAUGUCAUGGGUACUGAUGAGUUUGAUGUAACAGCAGUGAUAAACGAAGCUUUUAAAAAAAAAAAAAAAAAAA